Molecule: messenger RNA, 2401 nt
Organism: Styela clava
Lineage: Eukaryota; Metazoa; Chordata; Ascidiacea; Stolidobranchia; Styelidae
Product: heterogeneous nuclear ribonucleoprotein R-like
Molecular function (GO): RNA binding
Source: RefSeq, a predicted model, not a curated record
UAAUCGUAGUAUCUUCAUUGGUUUUCCCAGCAAAUUCCAAAUUAACUUAGCAUAAUGACAGACGUUGUGGCCAAAAUUGAGAAUGAAGAUGAAGUUAUGAAAUCAGAACAUUAUCAAAGUCUAAUAGAAGCUGGCUGCACGGAAAAAGUUGCCGGAGCUUUAGAUGCCAUUUUUGUAGAAGGUCUAGUCCAAUACAGUGAAUUAGAUGAAAGAGCGAUUGAGGCAUUAAAAGAGCUCGAAGAGGAUGGAGCUAUCGCUGUUUUAAAGCAGUUUAAAGAUUCUAAUCUUCAGCAUGUCCAGAACAAAAGCGCCUUUCUUUGCGGUGUAAUGAAAAUCUACCGACAGAGACUCAAGGCAGAAAAAGAUGGAAGAACCAAUCUCAGCCAAAAAGUUGGGCCCAAUGAAGACGAUAUUCAAGCUCUUCUGGAUAGAACGAAGUACUCCUUAGAUGUAACCACAGGUCAACGAAGAUAUGGUGGACCACCACCCACAGAAGUUUAUGAUGGUGAAGAGCCAGGACCAGGCUGUCAGGUAUUCAUUGGUCGAAUUCCAAGAGAUGUCUUUGAAGAUGAAAUCAUACCACUUCUGGAAAAAGCCGGUACAAUAUGGGAUUUCAGACUAAUGAUGGAACCAUUAUCAGGGCAAAAUAGAGGCUACGGUUUCGCGUCAUUCGUACAGAGAGACAUGGCGGUGGAAUCCGUGAAAUUGCUGGAUAAUUACGAAAUAAAACCGAAAAAAUUUCUUGGCGUCUGCCUGUCACAAUCAAAUUGUCGCCUGUUUAUCGGUUCAAUACCUAAAAAUAAAACAAAAGAUGAAAUUUUUGAAGAGUUCCAGAGUUUAUCACCUUGUCUAAAAGAUGUCAUUGUUUAUCAUCAAACCGAGGACAAGUCGAAAAACCGAGGAUUCUGCUUCCUUGAAUACACUGAUCACAAGUCUGCAUCGCAAGCACGGCGAAAACUUGGAUCGGGAAAAACAAAAGUUUGGAAUAAUCUUGUGUCAGUGGACUGGGCUGAUCCGAUCGAUAAUCCAUCUGAUGAAGUCAUGUCAAAGGUAAAGGUUCUGUACCUGAAAAAUUUGGCGACCAAAGCUUCCGAAGAAGUAAUCCAGACAACAUUUAGUUCAUAUGGCGAAAUUGAAAGAGUGAAAAAAAUCAAGGACUACGCUUUUGUGCAUUUUAAAGAUAGAGAGCAGGCUUUGAAGGCAAUGCAAGAGCUGAACGGUCUGAAUCUGGAAGGUGAACCAAUUGAAAUCAGCCUUGCAAAACCAGUUGAUAAAAAAAAGAAGGAAAGACAAAUGGAACGAAAAAUGAAUCAGCACAUGGGCAUACCCGGGCAGUUCAAUCAAAGAGGGCAGCGCGGAAGAGGACCACGUGGUGGACAUAUGGGCCCAAUGGGUUUUCCACCGAUGCCGUACAACAGUGGCGGAUUCGUCGAUGAUUAUUACGAUUACAUGGGCUUCGGAAGUGGUUUUGGCGGAGGCUACGAUGACCCGUAUUUUGGUGGAAUGGGAAUGGGUGGACCUGGCUUUCGGGGACGCGGAAAUAUGAUGAUGAGAGGAUACAGAGGCAGGAAUUAUGGAGGGUUCUUGAGCACAUGAAGGAACCAGCUUGCUGCCCAAAUGUCGAGGGAAUGUGUCAGCCAUGCUAUCUGCCCCAUGUGACAUAAGAAGAGUCACAAAAAAUGGACAUGCCUUGUUCAGUGCAUCAGUUCUCUACAGACUCAACUCAUUUUCCUUCAGCAAAUUUUGAAUUUUCCUGUUAGAUUUCUUCGUUUUAUCAUACCUUUUUGAGGACAUAGCUUUUACACAAUGAAGCUGAUCACUGCGCCAUUCUGUAACUUUUUGAAUAAUGGUUCCAUAUGUAAUGGAAUGUUCCUGCAUGUACUGUGCGUACAAACCUUGGUGGAGGUUCAGUCUUUGUGUUGAACCAGAUUCAUUUUUUUUCUUUAUCAAUCAUCUUGUUCUAUUACUAAGCUGCUAGCUAUGUUUUUGUAUGCAUGAACGUUUUAUUCAAAAUAAUUGCGCCAUCUUUACAUCUUAGCCUCCUAAAUGAACUUAAUAUGAAUAUGAAGUGAUUCAUACGUUUUUUCAAGUUCCAUGAACAAUCAUGUAUGUUUAAACUUUUUAUGGCUAGAUUGGAUUUGUUUUCGUUAUUGUUUUUUGUGUGUUUUUGUUACCCUUUGUGUUCUUAUCUAUGAUUCUUGAUAUUAUCAAUAGUAAAAAUACUGGCCCGGGUCCCCUUAAAUCUGCAGCAAGUUAAAAAAUAGUUACCCUCGACUGACCCAAGCAAAUCGAAAUUGUUUCGAACAUUUUUUGUCUGCUUUUGCAAUGAUGCAUUUGUAUUGUGUGUAAUGCUUCUUCUGAUUUGACAAAAGUAAAAGGAGCUGUAAGUUCCAAAAACUUG